Colletotrichum destructivum is the source of this 1039-nucleotide messenger RNA. RefSeq lists its product as uncharacterized. Lineage: Eukaryota; Fungi; Ascomycota; Sordariomycetes; Glomerellales; Glomerellaceae. The record is from RefSeq and is a predicted model, not a curated record. Bases 352 to 996 code for a protein of 214 amino acids. The transcript has 2 exons.
CGCAAAGACGGCGAAGCCAGUGCCACAGCUGAGAGGGUUGGACGGUUCUAGUCCAGAAGAUGCAUGUCUCACCGGCCCAUCUUUGCUCUACCUAUGGUAGCCAUUUAUAUGCCGUCAAGUCGGAGCGCAUCAUCGUCGUCAGCGGACAGACAUUUUUCAGACACUGCGCAGCCAAUGGGAUCCCAUCCCAGUGCACUUCCGGCCGCCCUCCCGCGUCACUCCUCGUCUACCAUUUCACAUUCGACGCAUCCAGGCGACUGACGGCCUGACGCCGUGAGGGAACCGAGCUGCCAGACGCACAUACUGGUACUGGCCGCCACUUGAGCUUGAAGACUGAAGCAGGUCUUUGCCAUGCUCGAGAGCAAGCCGAUGACAUCGCCAACAGCUGAGCUCGGAUCUGAAAAUGAAAGAAAAAAAAUUCCUAUCUUUAUUUUUUCUUUUCUUUCUUGCUUCACUAACCGACGCCACGGAACGGUGCCGGAUGACUUGGGCCAGCUUCCCGAGCAGGCCGAGAUCGUCGUCUCAAACCGUCUCACCUACGGCGUGGCUGAUUCCAUUCCUGGCACGUCAACCCAUCACGCUCAUGAAAUCAUGAAUACGGACAAAAAGGCCGGAUCCGACCAGCUCAACACUCGGCUCGAGGCAUUCAUUGAUCGUCAUUCCCGCCAAUCCCGCUACCAGCCAUGUAUGUCACUCCGAUUCGUCAUUCCAUUGUACAUCUCAAUCCGGGAGCAUACUGACGAUGCAUCACCAUCCGGAGGUGAGCCCGUCCCAAAUCUAGCAAACGUGCGAGAAGCUUUUUUAAGAACAACUCCCAUCUUGACCACGGAUCGAACGGGCGACAUCAUAAACUCAAAUUUUUCCGUCAUCAACCGUGCGCGUGCGUCUCUCUUGCGAUCCUUUCAGGGUCAGAAGCAAAGAAUAGGGGUUCAAGGUCUCUCAGUAAGCCAAUCGUCCCAUGCCACUCACGCAAUCUGGCUUUUCCGAGAGGUCUGAGAGCCGGCGAGCGACUAUUGUAAGCGUGGGGAAAAAAGUGAAC